AUGCGAUUUGAGUUAUUGCUUCUCGUCGCCGCCGCCGCUGCCAACGCGAUUCCCAUCGAUUUCGAUUGUCACGCAUUCAUCAGCGAGAUUCGCGGCAUCGACACAUUCGGUCGAUCGCAUCGGCAUGCGUCGUCGUUUGUCAAGAUCGCGCUGCCGUCGGAAUGCGUCGACAUUCGAAUGCCCAAGACCGAUUUGGCCAAUUACGCGCUGAUGGUGAUUGAGGCGCCGAUUGGCUCAAACUCCGACAUGCCUCUGGUUCGAGCAUACAUCGAUUGUGGUGUGGAUAGUGUGCCGUGUAGAUGGGCACGGACCAACAAACCCGAUGAGGUGUCUGUGCUUCUCAACGCCAGCCAAACACGUCCCGCCUAUCAUCCCUACUUUGUGAUCAGCGCUCAGAACAAGGUGGAGAACUACACAACCGAUUUUGUCCUUCGGAAGCGAUCCGUCGGUCAGGCGUGGACGACGAUCCAAUCGACGCACGCCGACACCUAUCACGUCUACGUUCUAAUGCGAUUCGACGAUUACGGCGCACGCCAGAAAAUGGCCGCCAAGUACACGACCGGUUUGAUACUCGACAUGCACGGAAGGGCGAUUCGAAGGCCGUCGGUUGAGUUGAAGGCGAUCUCGCAACACAUUCAAGAUAUUGCCGUGUUCGUCGACGCACGCGUGCAUCGUCGUCGAAAUCGCCAAACGACGACGUCCCUCGAAGCGCUAUCAGCAAUGUUCAAUCGUCACGUGUUGAUUUAUGCGACGCCGUCGGCGAGUCGAUGUUUCGCGAUACCAGUCGCUCGUGUCGCCUAUCGAAAAUUUCGCAAAGAGGCGGCGCGAACGGCGAUGCCGAUUUGGGAGGCGACCGACGACGCGCCGACGCCCGGCGCAUCGAAUCGUUGUCGAGGCGACGGGCGUCGGCUCGAGUUGAUUCUCGACAAUCCACGCGAUCUUCGACGAUACUCGAGAAACGGCAACAACAAUGAGACACUCGAGGAGGCUAGUGAUGGAUCGUUCUUGAAAUGGUACGAGGAUCACAAGGACGUGCUUGAUUCGUCGCUGGAGAUCACCACCGAGAAUAUGGGAAUCUUUCUUGAUCGUUUACUGGCGAAAUCGGCAGAUUUAGAGAUCGGAGCUCUUCCAACAACAUCGAUUCCGAUUCACUACCUUCAAACGCGGACGAUCAUCUACGCGAUGCAAUGCGACGAUAAUUGGGUGUUGGCGCGAUUCGAGGCCAAUCUCGCCACACUCUACAUCUACGAUCCGAGCGGUCGGAAUCGCGACGAGUGCGCCGAGCGAGUCACCGACGCGUUGGUGUCGCGCGUCGACUUCACCGACGGCUAUCCGCUCUACAUCGAGCACGUCUGCGUCGUCCGCAAUUAUCACGACGUCAAUUAUAGAUUGCGCGACGCGACGAACAGCGGAACACUGGUGGCGAUGGCGGCGACACGUUUCACCGGCGUUUUGGAUCUCAUCGGAUCGUCGGAGUUCAAUUCGCUCACAUUUGACGACUAUCAACGGACCAUCAAGGCGUUCAGAGCUUUUAUGAUGUUUGGUCCCGACGUGCCGCCGACACCGUCGGACUCGUGGAUUCGCAGCUUUUGCGCUUACUUGAGAAACCCGAGGGAAUGUGAGAAGCGCGGCGGCGGAAAACCCGAAAUUGAAAUUAUUCGUAUGAUGAGGCCAUAUUUGGAUUAUGAACAAUGA
This is a messenger RNA of Caenorhabditis bovis, 1695 nucleotides long. Lineage: Eukaryota; Metazoa; Nematoda; Chromadorea; Rhabditida; Rhabditidae. The record is from the annotation of a GenBank genome assembly.